Myripristis murdjan (pinecone soldierfish) is the source of this 969-nucleotide messenger RNA. It is a transcript of the gene gatc, whose product is annotated as glutamyl-tRNA amidotransferase subunit C. Lineage: Eukaryota; Metazoa; Chordata; Actinopteri; Holocentriformes; Holocentridae. Gene Ontology annotation, biological process: glutaminyl-tRNAGln biosynthesis via transamidation; mitochondrial translation; regulation of translational fidelity. Gene Ontology annotation, cellular component: glutamyl-tRNA(Gln) amidotransferase complex; mitochondrion. The record is from RefSeq and is a predicted model, not a curated record. The transcript has 5 exons. Bases 168 to 713 code for a protein of 181 amino acids.
AACCCGGAAGUGUUGUGUUUGGCUUACGCAAAUGCAACGGCGUGUCAACAUUGCCCAGCAGUAGAUGUCUUCACUUUGACCCAGAUAGAAAGUUAAUGCGAGCCUUACAAACAUGAUAAACCCCCGGUGACAAGUCGAAGAUAGUUAGGUAGCCAUCUUUGCUGAAAAUGAUCGUGUUUAGCCUGACUUCCGCUCGUCAAAGUCUCGGCGUGUCACUGAAACUGAUGAGGCCUUCACUUCGCCUUAGGAUCAGGGGACAUUUCUGCCCAGAGAGUCACGUUAGAGAGGCAACACGACCGUACAGCUCUCAUACACACAAUCCCAAGGUACCAAAGGCUGCAACAUGGGAACCAGUCCUGGAGGACCAGCUUCCCCCGCCUGCCAAAAUCCCUGCUGACCUGGUGGACAAGCUGGAGAGACUGGCCUUGGUGGAUUUCCGCACCAAGCAGGGCCUGGUCUGUUUGGAGAGAGCGAUACGAUUUGCAGACCAGCUUCAUGUAGUGGACACUGAUGGAGUAGAGCCAAUGGAUUCAGUUCUGGAGGACAGAGUACUGUACUUGCGGGACGAUGCUGUGGUAGAAGGGGACUGUGCAGAGGAACUGCUCCAGCUCCCCAAAAGCACAGUGGAGGAGUACUUUGUGGCUCCACCAGGAAACAUUCCACUUCCAAAGAGGGAGGAGAGGACUGCCAUGUUGAAACACUCAGAGCUCUGACCUUUAACUUCCUGAAUUUGCUCUUGAUAUGUAUUUAUAUAUUUAUUAUGAGGUUAAAUGGGGUGAGGCGAUAGGUCUUCAGAGAGACAUGUUCCAGUGAUUUGCCUGUAAAACAGACUGUGGCCUCCUCACCAUGUUUGUCAAUGUCAGGUGUGAGUCCAGCUGUUAAAGUUCAUGUUCACUAGACAUCAAGUCCAACUGUAAUUCACGAUUGUUGAAUAAAAAAUUCUUUGCUGUCUUUUGUUAGGAUCAGCAA